Aspergillus ruber CBS 135680 is the source of this 1139-nucleotide messenger RNA. RefSeq lists its product as uncharacterized. The record is from RefSeq and is a predicted model, not a curated record. NCBI's taxonomy places the organism in Eukaryota, Fungi, Ascomycota, Eurotiomycetes, Eurotiales, Aspergillaceae. The coding region runs from base 116 to 991 and encodes 291 amino acids. The transcript is spliced from 3 exons.
AUGAUUACUACUGUACUUGUCAGCGCGCAUAAUUAUCUCCCAUAAGAACAUUAGCUAUUCGCAUAGUUUCUUCUUAUUUUUUUACUGUUUUGGUUGUAUUCGUACUCAACUUGAAAUGAAUAAUCGAUAUCGAAAUGCUCCCGGCCUUAGAGGCCCUACAAAGGCAUCAGCGAGCACUCUGUGCCAGAAAUGCUUGAAACGAGGGCACUACAGCUACGAAUGUACAGCGUCAGCCCAAGAACGGCCAUAUUUGGCUCGACCAUCGCGCACGCAGCAGUUGCAAAAUCCGAAGCUAAGGCCGAAACUCUCCUCAGAUACUCCCAAUGACCUCUUACGGACAGAAGAUCUAGCGGACAAGCUGUUAACGAAACGAGAAGAGGAGCGCGGCCGAAAACGCGACAAUGAUGUGCUCGACCGGGUUGAGAGUCGGGUUCAGUCACCGAGGCGAUCACGGACGGAAUCAGCGCAUUCUAUGAGUUCUAUCUCAACGAUAUCUACCAGUCGAUCACAAUCACGUUCGCCUCCUCGACAUGGCGAUGAUGACCGAACAGGAUCACGCCAUUCAAGGACAAGGAAAAGACAUUAUAGCGAUUCUUCAUCUGGGCGUUCUGUUUCGCCUUAUUCGUCUGGUGAGAAAGCUCGUUCGCGAUCCCGCGAGUGGGCACGCGACCGAAACACGCGGCGGAGACGACGGGAAUCCAGCCCGGCUGAGCGUGGACGGUCUGCAAAUUUGUCCCGAGAUAGUCGCCAGAAAUACAGAUCUCGAAGUAGAGAUCGUGAUCAGAUCGCAAGGGGGCGGCGUUCUUUGACUCCACAUCACAGAAGACGUUCCAGGGACGCAGCUCCGCCUGAGCCCUCACAAAACCGUGCUUCUGGCAGACGAUCUGGGUACGAGCCUGAUUAUUCUGCCGCACAGCCUCCAAGAAACCGCAGUCUUAGUCCCUUCAGCAAGCGUCUCGCAUUGACGCAAGCUAUGAACAUGGGUAGGUAGGCUACUAUUGAAAGUUCGUGUUGAGACGUCAGUAAUCAAUAUGUUAAAACCGCUGUACAAUAAGCCCAUUGGAAUUAUUAUCCUAUUUAAUGAUGUAAUUGAUACAGAACGCCUUCCGACACCUCUUUUUAUGCUGUAAACCCUAGUC